This is a messenger RNA of Sinocyclocheilus rhinocerous, 539 nucleotides long. Its product is annotated as heat shock protein 75 kDa, mitochondrial-like. The record is from RefSeq and is a predicted model, not a curated record. Bases 51 to 359 code for a protein of 102 amino acids. Gene Ontology annotation, biological process: protein folding. The transcript has 2 exons. Gene Ontology annotation, molecular function: ATP hydrolysis activity; ATP-dependent protein folding chaperone; ATP binding. NCBI's taxonomy places the organism in Eukaryota, Metazoa, Chordata, Actinopteri, Cypriniformes, Cyprinidae.
AGAAGGAUCCGGAGAAAUACGCUCGCUUCUUUGAUGAUUACGGGCUGUUUAUGCGCGAGGGCAUCGUCACCACAGCGGAGCAGAGCGUCAAGGAAGACAUCGCUAAGCUGUUGCGUUUCGAGUCGUCUGCGCUUCCUGCGGGACAGCAGACCAGCCUGAUGGAGUACGCCUCUCGGAUGAAGGCGGGAACGAGGAACAUUUACUAUCUGUGCGCGCCGAAUCGCCACCUGGCCGAGCACUCGCCGUACUUUGAGGCCAUGAAACAGAAAGAUAUGGAGGUGAGACUAGAGACAAUCAGGUACACAGUUAAUAUUCUCUGUCAUACUCGAGAGAAAAUGGGUGAUGAAUCUACAAGUUGAUCCGAAGGCUGAUGCAAUGCAUUGCAGAUUUGCUGGAAACAACUGCUAAUUAAUUUGCAAUUAAAAAUGUACUCAGUUCACUCCUAUUUUGAAAGCAUAAACUGUGCAUUAUCCAUUGACAAGGCUGUCGACAGAUCCUGAGAUGAACACAAGGGGGCGCCAACGCUGCUGUUUAUCUCA